AUGAAUACCAACACCAAUCCCAAUCGUACUAACCGAGCUCAGAACCGAGGCACUCGUGGUCGCGGAGGAGCUCAGCGGGGCCCUGGGAAACGGGACCCUGCUGCAGGUCCUGCACGAAGCACUUGUGGACCGCCUGCUAGACCGCAGCAGGUCUCUCAAAGAGGUGAAGCUGAUGAAUUACUCCACUCUCAUGAGCAGGCACUAGAUAAAAUGUGUUGUGAAGUUGGCAUUCAGUAUGAGUGGCCUAUCCAUCCAGGGUUCAGCACCUAUGGAGAACCAGUUGCACUGGUUGCCAACUUCUUUGCAGUGAGGGUCACAAAUUCACUGAUUUAUAUGUAUCAUGUCAAAGUUGAACCAACUAGGAAUGCAAAGGAUGUUCAACAUCGCCUCCUACUGUUACUGGAGCAGACUAAUGAGCAGACUUGGCAGAGUGUCAAGUCCUCCAUGGCAUUUGAUGGGAGAGAGACAUUAGUAUCUGCCAAGGAGCUGCCCCAACCCAUGCAGAUUACUGUGAGGUUCUUCAAGGAAGGACAGACACCUGGUCCAAACUCACCAGGGUAUACUGUCUCCCUUGAAUUGCUCUGCAAAUGGGAUAUUAGCAAACUCAAGAAAUACCUCCACUGUGAUGUCAAUAAUGAAAAAUACAACAUUUCCCCACUCAUAUCUGCAUACAACAUUGUUCUUCAGCAACAUGCAUCGUUGACUGCAAUUCAAGUUGGAAACAGUUGCUACUUCAAGUUCCCAGGCUACAAGGGAAAUGAGCUCUCAUCCAGGCUUAUGGGCUUGCAAGCAUUCAGAGGUUUUUUCUUGUCUGUGAGACCUGUUUUUGGAGAGCUGAUGGUCAAUGUUGGUGUAUGCAUGACACCCUUCUACAAGCCUAUCACAUGA
This is a messenger RNA of Suillus subaureus, 888 nucleotides long. RefSeq lists its product as uncharacterized. Lineage: Eukaryota; Fungi; Basidiomycota; Agaricomycetes; Boletales; Suillaceae. The record is from RefSeq and is a predicted model, not a curated record. The transcript is spliced from 2 exons. Bases 1 to 888 code for a protein of 295 amino acids.